Molecule: messenger RNA, 995 nt
Organism: Scleropages formosus (Asian bonytongue)
Lineage: Eukaryota; Metazoa; Chordata; Actinopteri; Osteoglossiformes; Osteoglossidae
Product: H-2 class I histocompatibility antigen, Q9 alpha chain-like
Exons: 4
Coding region: 36-995 (319 amino acids)
Biological process (GO): immune response
Cellular component (GO): external side of plasma membrane
Source: RefSeq, a predicted model, not a curated record
GGCUACUGGGCUGAACUGCGUAGGAUCCACAGUCAAUGAACAGGAAAUGUAGGCUUCGCUUCAGCUUCGUUCUUCUUUCUUCCAACGAAAAGAAGAACUUCACGAUCAACAUGAGGAAAAUUAUUCUUUUUACAGUCAUUCUGUACGGAUUUCACUCUGCUUUAGCAGCGACACACUCCCUGCGAUAUGUCUACUCUGGAACUUCGGGAAUCCCGGACUUCCCCGAGUUCGUGGCUGUGGGUCUGGUGGACGAAGAGCAGUUUGUUUACUAUGACAGCAGGAACCACAGGAUGGUCCCCCGAGUGGAGUGGAUGGAGAAGUCUGAGGGGAAAGAUUACUGGGACAGAGAGACUCGGAAGCACAUCGGUUGGGAGCAGGUCUUCAAAAACAACAUCGAAGUGGCGAAGAAGCGCUUCAACCAGACAGGAGGCGGAAUCCACACAGUCCAGCAGAUGUACGGCUGUGAGUGGGACGAUGACACUGGGACCACUGGGGCUCAUUGUCAGUUCAGCUAUGAUGGGGAGGACUUCAUUACAAUGGAUUUCAAGACCAUGAGCUGGGUUGCUCCAGUGCGUCAGGCACUCACGACUACAUUGAAGUGGAACAGUGAUAAAGCUUACAUUGAGAGUGCCAGGAACUACUUCAGUCAGGAGUGCAUUCAGUGGCUGAAGAAGUAUUUGGACUAUGGGAAGGAAACACUGCAGAGGAAAGCCCGUCCUGAGGUGUCCCUGCUUCAGAAGGACUCCUCCUCCUCCGCUGUGAGCUGCUACGCCACUGGUUUCUUUCCCAAAAGCAUCGUGAUCAACUGGCAGAAAGAUGGAAAGGAAAUCCAUGACGAUGUGGAAACGACAGAGUUGCUGCCCAGUGGGGACGGAACUUUCCAGAUCAGGAGCAUCCUGAGAGUCUCUCCUGAGGACUUGAAGAACCACCAGUUCUCCUGUGUAGUGGAGCAUGUCAGCCUGGAUGAGAAGAUAGACAAACCAUGGAGUGAGUGA